Oncorhynchus kisutch (coho salmon) is the source of this 834-nucleotide messenger RNA. Its product is annotated as histidine-rich glycoprotein-like. Lineage: Eukaryota; Metazoa; Chordata; Actinopteri; Salmoniformes; Salmonidae. The record is from RefSeq and is a predicted model, not a curated record. The transcript is spliced from 3 exons. Bases 1 to 834 code for a protein of 277 amino acids.
AUGCAGGGCUCAACCACACCACAGUCACACCACAGUCACACCACAGUCACACCACAGUCACACCACAGCCACACCACAGUCACACCAGAGCCGUACCACAGCCACACCACAGUCACACCACAGUCACACCACAGUCACACCACAGCCACACCACAGUCACACCAGAGCCGUACCACAGCCACACCACAGUCACAUCAGAGCCGUACCACAGUCACACCACAGCCACACCACAGCCACACCACAGUCACACCACAGCCACACCACAGUCACACCACAGCCACACCACAGUCACACCACAGCCACACCACAGUCACACCACAGUCACACCAGAGCCGUACCACAGCCACACCACAGUCACACCACAGCCACACCAGUCACACCACAGUCACACCACAGCCACACCACAGUCACACCACAGUCACACCAGAGCCGUACCACAGCCACACCACAGUCACACCAGAGCCGUACCACAGUCACACCACAGCCACACCACAGCCACACCACAGCCACACCACAGUCACACCACAGUCACACCACAGCCACACCACAGCCACACCACAGUCACACCACAGCCACACCACAGUCACACCACAGCCACACCACAGUCACACCACAGCCACACCACAGUCACACCACAGCCACACCACAGUCACACCACAGCCACACCACAGUCACACCACAGUCACACCACAGUCACACCACAGCCACAUCAGAGCCGUACCACAGCCACACCACAGUCACACCACAGCCGUACCACAGUCACACCACAGCCACACCACACCACACCACAGCCACACCACAGCCGUACCACAGUCACACCACACCACAACCUAG